GAACGCGAUCCGAACCGCAAAGCUAGCGGUUUGGCGCGCGCGGCGGCGACGGGCACGUUCCCUUGCUUCCCCGCCCCUCCCCGCCUAAACCGAAUCUAACCGCCGUCCGCCACCUUCGCGCGCGAAAUUCCCCCCUCCCCUUCGCGCCGCCGCCGCCGACCACCACCCGUCCCGGCGACAAGGCUACUCCGCCAAGAACCCAACUUUCGCGGCGCGGGAACACCAGGGGGAAGGCCAGGACGCGCGCGGGGCAACCCGUCACCCAUCUCGGAGCGGCGUGACCAAUGGGCUCCGGCGAAUAGCUCGACCCCCUCGAGCUCGCCCGAAUCACCGCGGCGGCGUCGCGUCUUAUCUCCUCCUCGUUUGUUGUUCCGGCGUGAUGACGAGGCUGAUGAGAAAGAACCGAUCCACGGGCUAAGCUAGCAUUCCCGUGCCUUCCUGUUGGUUUCUCCGGUGAUCUCGUCUAGUUCCUUCCUUCGCCGUACUGGGAGCCUGAGCGUGUCGUCUAGAGACGGCGGGUGGAGAACUGGCCUGGCUGCAGGGCUGCCAUUAUCCGGGAGGAGGCGCUACCGUUGCCAUGGGUGCACGGCGAGGGCUUCGCCUUGUCGCUGGGCACCGGCUGCUGUUCAUCUUCCUCGUUGUGCUCCAGGCACAGGCGGGGCGCAGCUCGGGUUCGCUCAAUGGUGAAGGAUUGGCGUUGCUGGAACUGAGGGCGAGGGUGGAGGCUGAUCCCCAUGCAGCCUUCCAGGAUUGGGAUCCCAUGGACAGCGACCCCUGCAGCUGGUCUGGCGUGCGAUGCUUUGACGGUAAAGUAGAGAUUUUGAACCUAACAGGCCGAGAAUUGGCUGGAACUCUCGCACCUGAGAUCGGAAGCCUUCAAUCUCUAAAAUCACUUUUACUUCCGAAGAACAAUUUCCAUGGGCGAAUUCCCAGAGAGUUUGGAGGAUUGACUGCUCUAGAAGUGCUAGAUUUGAGCAGCAACAACUUGGAUGGAACAAUUCCAGAAGAACUAAGGGCAAUGCCACUGCUCAAACAACUAUCGCUUCAUGACAAUCAGUUCCAACCAGGCAUAUCUUCUUUCGACACCCAAGAGAUAGUCGCUGAUGAGGAAGGAUGCUUGAGCAGAAAACUAGGGUGCUGGUCGGGCUUUAAGGAUUGGAUUUCUCUCAGUGGCCUCCGAGAUAAAUAUUGCACCAACAUACCAAGUCUCAGUGAGGCACAUAUCAUGCAUAAUUUGCAGUCCUUUGCGAGUGCCAUGCACCGCAGGCUUCUCCUUGAAGCUGGCAACCUGCCUGCUUUAUCAGGGAAUGAUGCUAAAUCUUCUGAUCGGGCAAAUUCAGAAGAAACCGAAAGACCUGUUGAUGUGCUUUCUCUAGGGAGUGGCUCAUUCCCUGCAUUUCCAAACUCAGACGGCCAAAUUCUGAUGCCUUUGCUUCCUGAAUCGAUUGAUGCUACCACAUUGCAGCAGCUGUCUGCAGAAGUGGCCCAAUCGACUGAUGAAGAGUUGUCUGGUGCAAAGUACAGCAAGUGGGCAUAUCUGAUCAUAAUUCUGGCUGCAAUAUUACUCAUUAGCGUGAUUGUUGCUUCGGUUUUGGUUUGGCGGAAGCGAGGGCGUGUGCCAAUAGCCCCUUGGAAAACGGGACUGAGUGGUCCUCUUCAAAAGGCAUUUGUAACAGGCGUUUCAAAACUGAACAGACUUGAGCUUGAAGCCGCUUGUGAGGAUUUCAGCAACAUUAUCAAUACUUAUCCAAGCUGCACUGUGUUCAAGGGGACACUAUCUAGCGGAUCUGAGAUCGCUGUUGUCUCCACUGUCAUUUCAUCGAGCAAAGAUUGGCCUAGGAGUUCAGAAACGUUCUUCAGAAAAAAGAUAGAUACGCUGUCAAGAGUCAACCACAAGAACUUUAUCAAUUUCCUCGGCUAUUGCUUAGAAAACGAGCCUUUCAUGAGAAUGAUGGUGUUUGAGUUUGCUCCAAACGGCACUCUCUCACAGCAUCUUCACCUCAAAGAAUUUGAGCAUCUCGACUGGGCUGCCAGGAUGAGGAUCAUCAUGGGCAUCGCAUACUGCCUCCAGUACACGCACCAUGAGCUCAAUCCACCUGUUGCGAUAAAUGAUGUGUACUCCGAAACAAUAUUCAUGACAGAUGACUAUGCUGCCAAGAUUGCUGAUGUCAGUGUCUGGAAAGAAGUCAUCGACAAAGCAAAGACUGCAAAGGAGGGCAGCAGCAGGCAUUCUGAAGCUCCCACAGAUCUCGCGAGCAAUGUAUACUGCUUCGGCGCGCUUCUGAUCGAGAUCAUAUCAGGAAAGCUUCCUGAAUCGGACGAUCAUGAAUCCAUGUGCAACUGGGCUUCUGAAUAUCUGAAGGACAAGAGCUACAGCAAGCUCGUCGACGCGUCACUGAAGGAUCACAACGGUAACGAGCUCGAGACCGUCUGCGAGGUGAUCCAGGAGUGCAUCGACCCGGACCUGAAUCGGCGGCCGACGAUGAGAGACGUCGUGGGCAAACUGAGAGCAGCUCUCAACAUAUCCCCUGAGGCAGCGGCGCCACGGCUCACGCCACUCUGGUGGGCGGAGCUCGAGUUACUAUCCGUGAAGUCAAGCUAGCAGAGAGAAUGCUAUAUACUGAUACUGUACCAACAUGUUGUAACACUCCUCUUUAACAAGAUCACAUAUGUAUGUAUACUUGGUUCAUGUUACUGAUGCCAUUAGUAUUUUUACUAAGUGUAUGCGUAUGCGGCGACCAUUAACGCAGAGAAGAUGUGACAAAUGUGGUGUAAUGUAACCAAUGAACAUGAUCUUUACAAAGGAGGGGAAUAUAGUGACUUGUAUGAGUGCUUGUAA
Molecule: messenger RNA, 2839 nt
Organism: Phragmites australis (common reed)
Lineage: Eukaryota; Viridiplantae; Streptophyta; Magnoliopsida; Poales; Poaceae
Product: protein MALE DISCOVERER 1-like
Exons: 12
Coding region: 578-2602 (674 amino acids)
Biological process (GO): protein phosphorylation
Molecular function (GO): protein binding; ATP binding; protein kinase activity
Source: RefSeq, a predicted model, not a curated record